AUGUUUGUUUACUACCGGAGGAAGAGGAGAAUGCGUGAGGUGCAGCAGAAGCAGCAGCGGCAAGUGCGUUCUUCACAGCCAGCUCAGGUCUCAGAUCAAACUUGCUUAGAUCCUUCUUCAUCCAUAAAUGCAGCUAGUAGACCUACCAUCAUUAAUGAUUUGUCUUGUCAGUCUCGGUAUGCUAGUUCUGCUGCAACUAAAACUGCGACAACUGCAUCAAUUACUUCAGCACCCGUAGAUGAUGCCCACUUUACUCGGAAGGAUGAGACUCACUUUACGCUCGUUAGUGCCGGUAUCGAGGCUGAUUAUGCUAACUCGAUUCGCCCCAGUGCCGCCGAUAGCACUAGUCCUGCCAAAACUUCCUUGGCAGAUUACGCGACUUCGACGACUCAUUUGAACCAAGGACAUCCAUUUCAACUUCCAUCAAGCAUUGGUUAUCGUAAUUCCGGUGCUGUGAUUCACCUGCCAACACUGAAUUGUAGUCUUGGUUCAGUCAUCAGUCCUGUUGCUGUGUCAAGUAGUCCUACAAAUCGGCUGCCAAAUUGUAGUGUCGAGACUUGGCGCUACCACGCUGGAGCUCCACGAACCGCACGAUCGCCGCCUGGGGUAUUGACGGAAAAAAUUACUGCUGGCUACAAUUUUUCGGGAUCUGGGCCUGCCGCUAAGGCUGCCUCAUUUGGACCUGAUCUUUUGGCUCCAGUCUUGUCCUGA
This is a messenger RNA of Protopolystoma xenopodis, 711 nucleotides long. NCBI's taxonomy places the organism in Eukaryota, Metazoa, Platyhelminthes, Monogenea, Polystomatidea, Polystomatidae. The record is from the annotation of a GenBank genome assembly.